This is a messenger RNA of Suillus subalutaceus, 735 nucleotides long. RefSeq lists its product as uncharacterized. NCBI's taxonomy places the organism in Eukaryota, Fungi, Basidiomycota, Agaricomycetes, Boletales, Suillaceae. The transcript is spliced from 9 exons. Bases 1 to 735 code for a protein of 244 amino acids. The record is from RefSeq and is a predicted model, not a curated record.
AUGACAUGUCUCAUGAAAAGUGUCUAUCCAAGUCUUUUUGCCAUCACAUUCAAACGUUACGAGACAAUUGAAGCCAAAUCAAUAUAUAUACUGGGUACUGGAUGCGCUGCAAAAGAAAGGCAAAUGAACUACUAUCUAGCUCAAGGAAGAGGGAUCAGUAUCGAAGACCUCAUCACCGAAAAUGACAGAAGAUAUGAUGACAACGAGGACAUGGCUAAUUUUGAUCAAGAGCGACUGCAAAUAGGGUACAAUAUCCUAAUAAGAACUUUGCCGUGGUUGCGAAAGACAUCCUCCGACAUGGAGCACGACAAGUACAUGCGCAUGCUCAAAAUGCUUAGGCAGGGGGCUGAUGGAGCUCGAGGCGACAAUACAUCGAAACAGACUCUUAUUGCCGACUGGGUCAAUCGUGAACUCAAAUCGAAUUCCCUGGUGGACCCUGACGACAAACAUUCUCGUGGAUUCAUCAACGAUGCGUGUGGCAAGUUACUCUGCCCAGCUGAGCUUGAUUGGAACAGCCCAAUCACAAAGGCAGGGAUUCAGGAUCGUUCUGAAGGUUAUAUCGUGACGGACCUCUCUUUUCCGGCCUUCCUGUAUGAAAAGUAUACCGCCAAUCUGGAGAAUUUGGAUGCAAAUUAUCAAGAUGGAGAAAGUUACUCCCUGCUCAAUUGCAUACAUCGCCUGUCAAGUACGAUUUGCGCUAUCUUCUGUCACGUCAUGGUGGACUGUCGAUGGUGA